Molecule: messenger RNA, 2421 nt
Organism: Nerophis lumbriciformis (worm pipefish)
Lineage: Eukaryota; Metazoa; Chordata; Actinopteri; Syngnathiformes; Syngnathidae
Source: RefSeq, a predicted model, not a curated record
AUGAGGUCCAUUGUUGCAACACAGCUGCGACAAAGGUACGUGCUGUUCGUUAUUCUUAUUCUCCCCUUCGUUCAGCAAAUAAGUACGUCAGUGUCACAUUAUUCCAUACCCGAGGAAAUGAAAGCGGGAACCGUUGUUGCCAACCUUGCUACGGAUUUGGGACUGGAUGUUAAAACACUGAACAAGAGGAAGAUGCGUCUGGACAUUAUUUCCAACAAAAAAUAUCUGGACGUGAACAAAGAAACUGGCGAGUUAUACAUUGUGGAGAAAAUUGACAGGGAACAUAUUUGCAAUACUAAGUCGUCGGCAUCUUGCUAUCUGAGACUUGAGGUGACUUUAGAAAAUCCUGUGCGAAUAUUUAAUAUUGAAGUGGAAAUAAUAGAUAUAAACGACAACGCCCCUCAAUUUAGACGGGAAGCCAUUCACUUGGAUAUAUCCGAGUCAACACCCAAAGGAGAAAGAUUCUCUCUAAGCAAUGCUGUCGAUCCUGAUGUUGGUAGUAAUACAGUUAAAACAUAUCACCUUAGUGAAAGUGAGCAUUUUAGUAUUGAAGUGCAGACGGGGAGGGAGGGAACAAAAUUCGCAGAUUUGAUACUAAAUAGGGGUUUAGACCGAGAGCAGCAAGCUGUGCACAAUUUAGUACUAACAGCAGUAGAUGGCGGCAAACCUCCACGUUCUGGGACUGCCAAAAUUAUUGUUCAGGUAUUGGACACGAAUGAUAACGCCCCUUUGUUUGAUAAAUCUGUUUAUAAUGUUAGAAUAAUGGAGAAUUCCCCAAUUGGAAGCAUUGUCAUUGAUUUAAAUGCCACAGACUUGGAUGAAGGCUCCAAUUCUGAUUUAACAUAUUCUUAUAGUUUAUAUACACCAGAGAAAACACAGGAAACUUUUCAUUUGAAUCCUUCUUCUGGUGAAAUUACAGUUAAAGGCAUGUUGAAUUAUGAAGACUUUAAAAUUUAUGAUAUGGAAGUUAUUGCAGCAGACAAAGGAGUCAAUAGUUUAUCAGGACUGUGUACAAUCAAAAUUUUAGUCGAGGACAUGAAUGAUAAUCAUCCAGAAAUAUCUAUUAAAUCUUUCCAAAGUCCAAUCAGUGAGAAUAUUGAUGUCGAAACAGUGAUAGCAGUGGUCAGUGUGAGUGAUAAGGAUUCGGGAGACAAUGGAGUGGUGGACCUUCACAUUCCACAAAAUAUGCCAUUCAAACUGAGGGAGUCUGCUGACAACUAUUAUAAGUUAGUUGUGUCAAAGCCAUUAGACCGUGAGAGGGUUCCAGAAUAUGACAUCACGUUCACUGUGACAGACAGAGGCUCCCCUCCUUUAAGUGACAAUGAAACAAUGACUUUACAGCUGCUGGAUGUGAAUGACAAUGUGCCACAAUUCCCUCAGUCUUUUUAUACCAUACGUGUGAUGGAGAAUAAUGCUCCAGGUGCUUUGCUCAGUUCCCUCAGUGCAUUUGACCCAGACCUCCAUGAGAACCAGUACCUAGUUUACUUUAUUGUGGAGAAGGAGAUUGCCAACACCUCCAUGUCCAUGCUGUUCUCCAUUAACCCCGAGAACGGGAACCUUUACGCACUAAAGACUUUUGACUACGAAAUGGAGAAGGACUUUCUUUUCCACAUUGAGGCCAGAGACUCUGGUUCUCCUCCGCUGAGCAACAAUGUGAGUGUCCACAUCAUCAUCAUGGACCAGAAUGACAACGCUCCAGUUAUCGUAUCUCCGUGGCGAGCGCACGGCUCAAUGGUGGAGGAAAAGAUCCCCAGAUCCACAGAUAAAGGCUCCUUGGUGGCCAAGGUGAUAGCUUUGGAUGUGGAUUCUGUGCACAAUUCUCGCAUCAGCUACCAGUUCCUCCAGGUGAGCGACGCCUCCUUAUUCAGCCUGGACCAGUACAAUGGAGAGAUCCGCACCAUGAGAAUGUUUAGUUACAAAGAUUGGCGCCACCAUAGACUGAUCAUUGUUGCCAAGGAUAACGGGGAGCCCCCUCUCUCUGCCACAGUCACCAUCAAGCUGUCCACUGUGGAAACUGCUGUGAAGGCCUACUCGGACAUGACUGAGAUGCCUCUGGAAUACGACAUCUUCUCGGACCUCAACCUUUAUUUGGUCAUCGGUCUGGGUUCGGUGUCUUUCCUGCUGCUCAUUACCAUCUUGGUCACCAUCGUACUCAAGUGUCAGAAGGUUAAGCCCAGCAAAGUGGCUCCUCCCUGCAGGAACAGUGUGAUCAGUGAGAGGAACUCCACUAUUGCAGAUUCCACUCUGGUGUCCAAUGACGCCUACUGGUACAGCCUGUUUUUAGCUGAGACCAGGAAAGGAAAGCUGGUGGUCAGACAGCCUGUGCCAAAAGGAUCCAGAUACAUUGUUUCCAGUAUUCCCAGGAGCACAGGAGUCUCAGAGACUAGUGACUCCGCUCCUUCCACUCUUCAGGUAUACUGA